This is a messenger RNA of Episyrphus balteatus (marmalade hoverfly), 1142 nucleotides long. RefSeq names its product isopentenyl-diphosphate Delta-isomerase 1 (gene Idi). Gene Ontology annotation, molecular function: isopentenyl-diphosphate delta-isomerase activity. NCBI's taxonomy places the organism in Eukaryota, Metazoa, Arthropoda, Insecta, Diptera, Syrphidae. Gene Ontology annotation, cellular component: cytoplasm. The transcript has 3 exons. Gene Ontology annotation, biological process: isopentenyl diphosphate biosynthetic process; isoprenoid biosynthetic process. The record is from RefSeq and is a predicted model, not a curated record. Bases 178 to 930 code for a protein of 250 amino acids.
UUUCGUCGAUAUUUUCAUUUUCGUAUUUUAUUUCUAAUCAACCAGUCGAAGGCGAAAUUUUGUACAAAGAAAGUGAACCAAUUAUAUUAUUCUUGAAUGAAGUUUCUAUGUGAAACUAAACCCCGCCAGGAUUAAUAAAUAAAAAAAAAAAACGGUGCCAAAAACAAAAAACAAAAAAUGAUUUUAUCAACUGCAAAACGUUUGUGUCUACGGACAACAGCCUCCAAACUUUUUCGUCCUUCAUCAACGUUGCCACAAUCUGGACAAAAACUAGACGAACUUCAAGAGCUUGCUCUCAAAGAAGAAUGCAUCUUGGUAAAUGACAAUGAUAUCGUAACUGGAUCAGCAUCAAAAAAAGAUUGCCAUCGAGUUGAUCCUGCUAAUGGACAUGUUAAACUCCAUCGUGCAUUUAGUGUUUUCUUAUUCAAUACCAAAGGAGAAAUGUUAGUUCAGAGAAGAUCUGUUCAUAAGAUAACUUUUCCCGACACUUACACGAAUGCCUGCUGCAGUCAUCCACUCCACGAGAUUGAAAACGAACGCGAGGAGCUUAAUCAACUGGGCAUUCGUCGUGCUGCCCAACGGAGGCUUAAUUACGAGCUAGGCAUUCCUCAAAGUCAGAUAAGACCUGAAAACUUCCACUAUCUGACGCGCAUCCAUUAUGCCAACACCGGAGAUGGAACUUGGGGCGAACACGAAAUCGAUUACAUACUCUUUCUGCAGAAAGACGUCGACCUAAAUCCAAAUUUAAACGAAGUCAGUGAAGUGAGGUAUAUUUCACGAACAGCUCUCGACAGCGAGGUAUCGCAACUGAAUGCUCCACUGACCCCUUGGUUUGAGCUUAUCUUACGCCAUCGUCUCAAACUGUGGUGGGAUAAUUUGCAUCAGUUGAAAAAGUUCGAAGAUCACAAAACAAUAAAUCGCUUUAUAUAGAAGAGCAGCAGCUAGAGCCAGCGCCGCGCACAAAAAGCAGAGGCAUUGUCAUAAUUGUUAUCUCAUAUUUAGUCAGUCAGUGGGCAGGAAUUCGAAAAAUGUGUGUAAUGUGUAGGUUUUUAGAAAAUAGCCAUGCAGAUGAAAGUAACCAAAGUUAGUUUUUUUUCUUCUUUUUGUUUUGUUAAAUAAAAAAAAAAAACACAAAAAUAUUU